AUGCAACCAUGCCAUGAUGCCACCACGCCAUGGUCCCACCCCGCCACCGACCUCCACCCCUCCUCACCCUCCCCAGUCUUCGUGACGUUGACCUGCGCCUUCCGCUACGGCCGCGAGGACCUGGACGUGCUGGGGCUGACCUUCCGCAAGGACCUCUUCGUGGCCAAUGCCCAGGCCUUCCCCCCGCUCCCGGAGGAGAAGAAGCCUCUGCUGCAGGAGCGGCUCAUCAAGAAGCUGGGCGAGCACGCCUACCCCUUCACCUUCGAGAUCCCCCCCAACCUGCCUUGCUCCGUCACGCUGCAGCCGGGCCCGGAGGACACGGGGAAGGCCUGCGGUGUGGACUACGAGGUCAAAGCUUUCUGCGCGGAGAACCUGGAGGAGAAGAUCCACAAGAGGAACUCGGUGCGCCUGGUGAUCCGUAAGGUCCAGUAUGCGCCGGAGCGACCUGGCCCCCAGCCCAUGGCCGAGACCACCCGGCAGUUCCUCAUGUCGGACAAACCGCUGCACCUGGAGGCGUCCCUGGACAAGGAGAUCUACUACCACGGAGAGCCCAUCAGCGUCAACGUCCACGUCACCAACAACACCAACAAGACGGUGAAGAAGAUCAAAAUCUCAG
This is a messenger RNA of Tauraco erythrolophus (red-crested turaco), 616 nucleotides long. The record is from RefSeq and is a predicted model, not a curated record. Lineage: Eukaryota; Metazoa; Chordata; Aves; Musophagiformes; Musophagidae.